AUGCGCACCGCCGGCGCGGACACCAAGGCGGCGACAGGGCACCAGGCGAGCGUGCUCAUCCUCGGCGGCGGCGUUGCGGGCGUCAUCGCCGCGCGCACCCUCCACGAACGGGGCAUCGCGAAUUUCACCAUCGUUGAGGCGCACGGGGAGCUCGGUGGCCGGCUGCACUCUGAGAGCUUCGGUGCGCCGGGGCGGCAGGUGACGCUUGAAAUGGGCGCGAACUGGGUCCAGGGGACGCAGACGGGAGACGGACCCGCGAACCCAAUCUGGACGCUGGCGCAGAAGCACGGGUUGAAGACACAGUUCAACGACUGGUUCGGGAGCAUCUUGACGUUCGACAAGAGCGGGUUCGUGGACUACUCGGACGUCUUCAGCACCUCCGAGGACGCGUACGAGAACCUGACGGUGCUCGCGGGCGCGCGGGUUGACCAGCAGCUCGUCGACCUCACCGCGCGCGCCGGGUACUCACUCGUCGGCGCCAAGUCGACCGACGCGCACGCGAUGGCGAGCGAGUACUUCCAGUUCGACUGGGAGUAUGCGCAGACGCCGGACGAGUCGUCGUGGAUCGCGAGCUCUUGGGGCAACAACUUCACGUACGACACGGACCAGGGUGGCUUUGGAGACGACAACCAGAUGUCGAUCGACCAGCGUGGGUUCAAGCACUUGAUCCAGGCGGAGGCGGCGGAGUUCCUCCAGCCCCACCAGACGCGUUUCAACGCCAUGGUUCGCAGAAUCGCCCACCGGAACGAUGGGGUGUCUAUUACCCUCGACAGCGGGGAGGUACUCCACGCGGACUACGCUCUGUGCACGUUCAGCCUGGGGGUGCUGCAGCACGACGACGUCACGUUUGAGCCGGCGCUGCCCGACUGGAAGCAGGAGGCAAUUCAGAGCAUGGACAUGGCGACCUACACGAAGAUCUUCCUUCAGUUCCCGGAGGACUUCUGGUUCGACACCGAGAUGGCGCUCUACGCCGACGAGGAGCGCGGCCGGUAUCCGGUCUGGCAGAGCCUCGACCACGUCAACUUCUUCCCUGGCUCCGGCAUCGUCUUCGUGACUGUCACCGGCGACUACUCCGUCCGGAUCGAGGCGCUGCCCGACGCGCAGGUCCAGGCGGAGGUCCUCUCCGUCCUCCAGGCCAUGUUCCCGAACGCGACCGUGCCCGCCCCGAGCGCGUUCCACUUCCCGCGGUGGCACGCGGACCCGCUCUUCCGCGGCUCGUACUCGAACUGGCCGCCGUCGUUCUUCGGGCAGCACCAGCGCAACCUGCGCGCGAACGUCGGCCCGCGGCUGUGGUUCGCGGGCGAGGCGACGAGCGAGAAGUACUUUGGCUUCCUCCACGGCGCGUACUUUGAGGGGCUGGAGAUCGCGACGGCGAUGGCGAAGUGCAUCAAGGGGGGCGGGUGCGCGGGUCUCGAGAACUUCCCCCAGGUGAAGAACGCGUUGCCGUACAUGAUUUGA
Molecule: messenger RNA, 1458 nt
Organism: Epithele typhae
Lineage: Eukaryota; Fungi; Basidiomycota; Agaricomycetes; Polyporales; Epitheliaceae
Product: amine oxidase
Exons: 9
Coding region: 1-1458 (485 amino acids)
Molecular function (GO): oxidoreductase activity
Source: RefSeq, a predicted model, not a curated record